UGCAAUUUUCAGUCGAACGGGAGCAUGCAUUCGACCGGUGACGCGCCGUUUUGGCGUGAUCAAGAGGAUAUCGUUAUCACCGGCGUUUCGGGUCGCUUUCCGCGAUGCGAAAAUGUACAGGAGUUUGGCGAUAUGCUUAUGGCUGGAGAAGAUUUGGUUACCGAGGAUGACUUGCGUUGGCCACCAGGAAUAUUCGAUUUACCAAAACGACACGGUAAACUGAAAGAUCUCAAGAAAUUCGAUGCGCAAUAUUUUGGUAUUACACCCAAACAGGCGAAUUUUUUGGAUCCUCAAGUACGUAAGUUGCUUGAAGUGACGCUCGAAGCUAUCAUUGAUGCUGGUCUGAGUCCGGUUGAGUUACGUGGCUCAAGAACAGGCGUAUUUGUCGGUUGUUCAGCGUCCGAAACUGGUGGCGCUCUCACACAAGAUCCAGAAACGGUAACUGGAUACACGCUAACAGGAUGUGUAGGAUCAAUGUUCAGCAAUCGUCUAAGUUUCACAUUCGAUCUGCGAGGUCCUUCGUUCUCGGUCGAUACCGCAUGUUCGUCGUCGUUAUGUGCGUUACAACUCGCAGUCGAUGCGAUUCGUCAAGAGCAGUGCGAUGCUGCAGUCGUCGCUGGAGCGCAUCUUACACUUACACCAACCGCUGCUCUCCAGUUUCUUCGACUUGGAAUGCUUUCCGAUAAGGGAAGCUGUCGUUCUUUUGAUGCUUCAGGUGAUGGAUAUUGUCGAACCGAAGGCAUUGCGGCGAUAAUUCUUCAACGACAGUCAUCCGCAAGACGCAUAUACGCAACGGUUGUUCAUGCAAAAAGUAACACUGAUGGUUAUAAGGAACAGGGUAUAACGUUUCCAUCUGGUGAGCGUCAAGCAGCUCUGCUCGAAGAAGUUUAUAGAGAAGCAGGAAUUGACCCGAACACUGUCACAUAUGUCGAGACCCAUGGAACAGGCACGAAAGUGGGUGACCCACAAGAAGCGAAUGCUAUUUGUCAAGUGUUUUGUACAAAUAGGACUUCACCAUUGUUGAUUGGAUCUGUAAAAUCGAGUAUGGGACACGCAGAGCCAGCAUCUGGUCUCUGCUCAAUUGCGAAAGUUUUAGUCGCUAUGGAACGAGGAAUUAUACCACCAAAUCUUCAUUAUAAGGAGCCAAAUCCAUAUAUUCCUGGCCUAACUGAUGGGCGUUUGAAGGUUUGUACUUACAUAACUACAAAUUGUUGGACUGAUUUGAAAACUCCAUUCCAACGUGGUAUUGUCGGUGUGAAUUCGUUUGGAUUUGGCGGCAGUAAUACACAUAUCAUCUUGCGUGCUGCAAAUCAUGCGGAACGUAAGGCUGCACCAACAAACUUCAUGAAAAUCAUCACAUAUUCUGGGCGUACCACUGAAGCAGUUAUGAAUAUAUUCGAUUGUCUUAUGGCUGAGCCAGAAAAUGUCUAUCUUCAACAAUUGUUAGCCAAUCAAGCAAAUCUACCAGCUAAAGAUACACCAUAUCGAGGCUAUAUGAUCAUCAAUCGUGACAAAAUCCCGUUCCCAGCAGACGCUAAACGUGAACCAGAUCAACCGCCUCUGAAAGACGUUCAAAAAAUAACGAUCACUGAGAAAAAACAAAUUUAUUUCAUUUACUCUGGAAUGGGUAGUCAGUGGCCUGGUAUGGGACGCCAACUUAUGUCAAUACCAGCGUUCGAUGAAUCGCUACGUACCUCGAGUGCUGCACUCGACGAAUAUGGACUUGAUGUUUACAGAAUGUUACAACUGGAUGAUCCUGAACUUUAUAAGAAUAACACUUUAAAUUGUAUGCUUGCAAUCACAGCAAUCCAGAUUGCGUUGACGGAUGUGCUCUUUCUGAUGGGUGUAACUCCGGAUGGUAUAAUUGGACACUCAACAGGUGAAAUGGGCUGCGGAUAUGCAGACGGUGGCCUCACCAGAGAGCAAACGAUGCGACUGGCUUAUCAUCGUGGUACAACAAUUAUGAACAGUGAUGAGAAGAUCGAAGGAAGCAUGGCUGCUGUUGGACUGACUUGGGAAGAAGCAACAAAUAGAUGUCCUGAAGGCGUUGUUCCUGCUUGUCAUAAUAGUGCUGAUUCCGUGACUAUUUCGGGUGAUACAGAAAAAGUGGAAAAAUUAAUCGCAGAACUCAAGGAGGAAGAUAUAUUCGCGAAACCUGUUGAUACCUCCGGAAUUCCAUUCCAUUCUCCAAUCAUGCGCAAGGUGAAAGAUAAAAUGGUGAAUGCAAUGCGAACUGUUGUACCCGAACCGAAACCGCGUUCAUCUCGUUGGAUUUCGACGUCGAUCCCAGAGAAUGAAUGGGAUUGUGAAAUGGCGCAAACAUGUUCGGCUGAUUAUCACACGAAUAAUGCGAUCAGUCCAGUGCUUUUCUAUGAGGCACUUCAAAAGAUCCCCGCCAAUGCAGUCACGAUUGAGAUCGCACCUCAUUGCUUGAUGCAUUCCAUACUGAGACGAUCACUCCAUAAAACUUGCACGAAUGUUGGUCUCAUGAAUGCCAAAGAAAAAGAACGUGAACUUGAAGCAUUUUUACAAAGUCUUGGAAAAAUUUAUCAAACCGGUAUAACGAUUCACAUCGAAGCGUUGUAUCCAGCCGUUCAAUAUCCAGUACCAAUUGGUACACCAAUGAUUUCACCAAUGUGGCGUUGGGAUCACAGUCAAGACUGGCCUGUUAUCGAUGGCAAAAGUCUGUCGGCAGCUGGUGGUGGUCAUUUGGCCACCUCAUCCAGUUAUACGAUCGAUCCGUUCGCAUCUGACUCCAAAGAGGCUUUCUUGUUGGAUCAUGUAAUCGACGGACGUGUUCUUUAUCCUUUCACCGGAUAUAUGGUUCUGGCUUGGAAGACGAUCGCUAAGUUAAAUGGACUUGACUUUCAAAAAACGCCUGUAAUUUUGGAAGACAUUCGUGUCUAUAGUGCUACAAUGGUCACGAAACCAAUUCGACUAGAUGUAGUGAUUACACCUGGCAAUGGUUACUUCGAAAUUUUGGAUGGUGAGCAACUGGCUGCAUCCGGAUAUAUUCGUAUUGUUGACGAGAACACACCAUUCUAUUACAGUAAUUUCAAGGAAAUUGAAACAUCGCAAUUGGCUGAGCGCAUUGAACUGGAUACAGAAGAUGCAUAUAAGGAAUUCUUGUUACGUGGUUAUGAGUAUGGACAAGCUUUCAGAGGCAUAUACCGUACAUGCAACAGCGGUGAACGUGGUAUGUUGUAUUGGACUGGUAACUGGGUAACCUUCCUCGAUUCGCUUCUUCAGACUGCAUUGCUUGCCGAACGAGCUGAUACUUUGCGACUACCAACUCGUGUUCGAUACCUACGAGUUGAUCCAAUCAAACAUCUUGAGCACAUCCAAGAAAGCGAUGGCAUUCAGGUGAUCGAACUUCGUAACGAUAUUGCUACAAACGGUUGUAUUGCUGGUGGUGUGGAAUGUUGCGACUUGACUGCGCAUACCGUAUCACGUCGUAUACAAGCCGCUGGUCAAUUGUAUUAUGAAAAGUUGUACUUCAUUCCUCAUUUCGACGAAAACUGCUUAGUGGAAUUUCCACGUCAACGUGAAGCACUUAUUGGUUAUCGUGACUUUCUUCGAUCAAUCCUUGCAAACGGAUUAGCCAAAUGGCAGGUCGCUGGAGUUCUGAAAGAUAUCAAGAACGGUGAUCUGUUUUCGGUAGCCGUUAAGAAGCUAUCGAAGUACAUGAAAGUCGUUACUGACAUCGAACAUAAACAAUGGCUUGAUGACGCAAUGUCACCAAUAGCUUUAACUUUCGAUGAGAUAUUUGCGAUGGAAAUUGGAUCGGAUGUGAAAGAGUUCGAGAAAAAAGUUAUUGAUAAAAUGCAGAGUGUAGUGAAAAUUUUCGAUCUUGAUCGUCUAUGGAGUGCUGCUUUUGUACACGAUCGUGUGCUGAAAGCUGUUCAGGACAUUUGCCUUGAGAACUCCGCUGGUCAUCUCAAUAAGAUUUGUACUAUCGAGUUUGACUCAACCGAACAGCUCAAAUUCUGUGUCCAUGCAGUCAGCUCACAUCCAUUACUUGAAGUCGAAUGGGCAUGUGCCGGUCCAAAUGUGAACGAUAUGGAUGAAGGCACAUUGGUGCAGCUUGGUGCACGUAAAAUUAAAAUGUCGUUUGAUGAAAAACAGUUCAAUGUACCUAGUGAUGCCCGAAACUUCGAUAUAGUCAUAUUGGAUAAAGUACUCGCAAGAAAGCCUGAUGCAGUGCAGUAUUUGAAUCGAUGUAAAGAACUGCUUCGCGAUGACGGAUUCGUGGUUGUGGUUGAAGUGACGAGAGAUUAUGAAGUGGCACUCACCAUUGAAGGCUUAUAUGGCAAGCAGAUCGAGAAGUUGGGUGAAGACCGUGCGUUUGGUAGAUACUAUUCGCAUGAGCAAUUGCUCGACAUUUUCAAGCAGUGCAACUUCCGUCUGUGCUCUUACCAGACGGAUGAACCAAUGUUGACAACAAUGUAUGCAAUUCGAAAGAUACCCGCUCAAGCGGUCGAUCCCGUAUUCAUCGAUUUGGAUGAUAUCGUUGAAUAUUCUUGGAUCGAAGCACUGCAAAAGGUCAUCGAAGAACGUCUUACUGAGCCAGACAGUAAAACAAUAUGGAUGAUGAACACAAAAGUGAGAAAUAACGGUCUACUGGGAUUAGCACUGUGCCUGAAUGAAGAAUAUCUGAAGUCUAAUCGCUUCCGUACUUUGCUCGAUAUGAGUGUCAAAAAAGAGAAUCGAGAAGGUCCUGCGCAAAUGGGUCCUGAAUUUGAAAACACCAAAAAAAUAAUGGAUCUAGACUUGCAUGCGAACAAUUAUCGCGAUGGGGUUUGGGGAUCAAUGCGACAUAUGGUUGUCAAAGAAGACGAUGCGCACACAUUCAAAGAAGUGGAACAUGCAUUCAUCAAUACAUUAGUGCGCGGUGAUGUGAGCUCACUAACUUGGUUCCAAUCUCCAAAUCAGUAUUUUGAAGAAGUUGCUCGCACCACUUCUACAUCACACGAGCUCUGCCAUGUUUACUACUCAGCUAUCAACUUCCGUGAUGUUAUGCUCGCAUACGGACGAUUGCCACCAGAUGCCAUUCCUGGCCAGUUUGCCGAUCGCGAAUGUCUCCUGGGCAUGGAGUAUUCAGGAAGAUUGAAGUGUGGUACUCGAAUAAUGGGAAUUCUGCCCGCACAAGCACUAGCCACAUCGGUGAUCGUUGAUCGUGAAUAUUCUUGGGUUGUACCAGAUGGCUGGUCGCUUGCAGAUGCUGCAACCGUACCGGUGGUUUAUACGACCGCUUACUACGCACUCGUUAUGCGUGGUCGAAUCAAACGUGGCGAUAAGGUUCUAAUUCACGGUGGCUCAGGUGGGGUAGGACAGGCUGCGAUUGCGAUUGCGCUUUCAUAUGGUUGUGAGGUGUAUACUACCGUUGGAACACCCGAAAAGAAAGCCUUUUUGCAAAAACGUUUCCCGGCGCUGAAAGACAAGCAUUUCGCAAGUUCUCGGAACGCUAACUUUGAACUGCAUAUCCGUCAUGAAACACAAGGUCGUGGAGUUGAUGUCGUGCUCAACUCUCUCGCACAACAUAUGCUCCAAGCUUCGGUUCGAUGUCUUGCUCAGCAUGGUCGUUUCUUGGAAAUCGGUAAGGUUGACCUGUCACAAAACUCAUCUCUUGGGAUGGCGAUUUUCCUGAAGAACGUUACAUUCCAUGGCAUUCUUCUGGACGCAAUUAUGGAUCAGGGCAUCGGCAAUAAAGAGGACUGGAAGGAGAUCGCUCGCUUGUUGGAAGAAGGCAUUCAGAACGGAGUUGUGCAACCACUCUCAUACACCACCUUUUCCAGUGGAAAGGCUGAAGAUGCAUUCCGUUAUAUGUCAGCUGGCAAACACAUUGGAAAGGUUCUAAUGGAGAUUCGUCAAGAAGAACCCGAACGGAUAUGUGCACCAUCACCAAUACGAGUUCGAGCGAUUUGUAGGACGUUAUGUCAUCCUCAGCACGUUUAUCUCAUAACCGGUGGUCUUGGUGGCUUUGGUCUUGAGCUCGCUCAAUGGCUCAUUAAUAGGGGCGCUAAAAAAUUAGUGCUAACGUCUCGUUCUGGAAUUCGCACCGGUUAUCAGGCACGAUGUGUGCAUUUCUGGCGUCGAACCGGUAUCUCAGUGUUGAUUUCAACGUUGAACAUCGCCAAGAAAGAAGAUGCAGAAGAAUUGAUCGCACAGUGUCAUUCGAUGGGUUUCAUUGGUGGCGUAUUUCACUUAGCAAUGGUUCUGCGUGAUUGUCUUUUCGAGAAUCAGAACGUACAAAACUUCAAAGAUGCUGCUGAAGCAAAAUAUUGGGGAACAAUCAAUUUGGAUGCAGCAACAAGGGAACAAUGUGGCGAUAAACUGAAGUGGUUUGUCGCAUUUUCGUCGAUAACUUCGGGAAGAGGAAACGCUGGUCAAACAAAUUACGGUUGGUCGAAUUCAACAAUGGAAAGAAUAAUCGAGCAUCGUCGUGAAGAUGGCUAUCCAGGAAUCGCGAUCCAGUGGGGUGCAGUGGGCGAUGUUGGUGUUAUCCUUGAGAAUAUGGGUGAUAACAACACUGUCGUUGGCGGAACUCUUCCACAACGAAUGCCCUCGUGCCUUGCCGCACUCGAUCUUUUCCUGUCGUGGGAUCAUCCAAUUGUCGCCAGUUACAUCAAAGCGGAUGUAGGCUCCAAGAAGGUGUCGGGUGGAGGAAAUUUGUUGCAAACAAUCGCACAUAUUCUUGGCGUCAACGAUAUCUCACAACUCAAUCCAGAUGCUAAUCUCGGUGAUUUAGGUCUCGAUUCGUUGAUGGGCGUUGAAAUAAAACAAGCACUCGAACGCGACUACGAUAUUGUUCUGUCAAUGAAGGAUAUCAGAACACUAACAUUAAAUAAACUUCAGCAAUUAGCUGAUAGUGGUGGUGCAUCCUCAACAGCAUUACAUUCCAACGAAUUGGAAUUGAAGAAAGAAGGUGAAAAGGAAGCCGAACAAAAUACAGUCGAGCAACUAGAAAAGCAAAUGAAUCAAUUGUUCAAGAUGCGAAUUGACGUAAAUGACCUUGAGCCAACCGAUUUAGUGUUGAAAUGUAAUACAGUUGAAGAAGGACCGGUCACGUUCUUCGUUCACUCAAUAGAGGGAAUCGCUACACCACUCAAGAAAGUUAUGUCCAAGUGCAAUUUUCCGGCUUAUUGUUUUCAGUCAACUAGAAGUGUGCCACAGGAUUCGAUUGAAAAAGUCGCACACAAGUAUAUCUCAGAAAUGCGUAAGGUACAGCCUAAGGGUCCUUACCGCAUUAUCGGCUAUUCAUAUGGUGCAUGCAUCGGUUUUGAGAUGGCAACCAUGCUUCAAGAAACAGACGGCAUCGAUGCGGUUGAGAGGCUCAUUCUUCUCGAUGGAUCUCAUCUCUACAUGCAAACUUAUCGUAACGUAUAUCGAAUGGCUUUCGGUGUUACGGGCGAUACGCUUGUUAACAAUCCAUUGUUUGAAUCAGAAAUCAUGUGCGCCAUGACGUUACGCUUUGCAAAUGUUGACUACAAAAAGUUCCGUGUUGAACUCUUACAACAAGCUGGUUUCAAAGCUCGUGUACAAAAAGUGGUCGACACCGUAAUGACAACCGGUCUCUUCAAAUCAGCAGAAACAAUCGAUUUUGCCUGCUGUGCGAUGAGGUCAAAAUUUGUCAUGGCGGACAAAUAUAAGCCCGAACGUAAGUUCAAGGGUGUUAUCACACUGAUCAGAGCUGAGCAAGGAGCCGCUCGUGAAGAGGAUGUCGGCAAAGAUUACGGAAUUUCUCAGGUGUCUGACGAAAGUAAAGUGUACAUUGUUGAGGGCGAUCACGAUAGUUUUGUUCAGGGUAAGACAUCCGUAAAGACAGUGAGCAUCAUUAACGAGUUGAUCGGCGAAUCAUAUAAAUCUUGA
This is a messenger RNA of Anisakis simplex (herring worm), 7869 nucleotides long. Lineage: Eukaryota; Metazoa; Nematoda; Chromadorea; Rhabditida; Anisakidae. The record is from the annotation of a GenBank genome assembly.